Molecule: messenger RNA, 1014 nt
Organism: Cryptosporidium ubiquitum
Lineage: Eukaryota; Apicomplexa; Conoidasida; Eucoccidiorida; Cryptosporidiidae
Product: Ubc6p like ubiquiting conjugating enzyme
Exons: 1
Coding region: 1-1014 (337 amino acids)
Source: RefSeq, a predicted model, not a curated record
AUGCAUCAAACAGGAGCAAGGGGAGUAAGUAGUUCUGGAAUAACAUCUGUCCAAUGCUUAAGCAGGAUUUUGCGAGAAUAUAGAGAAAUACAAAAAGAGCCUAGUUCUUACUGGUGUGCAUUUCCAAUAAAUAUGGAUGAACCAUAUGAGUGGCAUUUCACCAUUAAAGGUCCUGCUGGAACCGAGUUUGAGGGAGGAAUGUAUCACGGAAGAAUAUUACUGCCACAUUCAUAUCCAUUUUCCCCUCCAUCUCUAAUGAUGUUAACAGGGAAUGGCCGUUUUGAAGUUGGAAAGAAAGUAUGUUUGAGUGCCAGUAACUACCACCCUGAACUUUGGCAACCUGCUUGGGGAAUCAGAACCAUGUUGGACGCCUUACAUGCCUUUUUUCCAACACCAGGAGAAGGAGCAAUACAUUCUUUAGAUUGGAGUCCUGAAAUCAGAAAGAAAUUAGCUAAGGAUAGUGUUAACUGGCGCUGCAACACUUGCCAGGAAACAAAUAUGGAAACUCUUUCUCGUCUGUCUCCCGAGGACCAAACUACAUAUUCUAGAGAAUCCACAACUCAUAGUGAAAAUCCUUUAAUUCAGCAUAUAAAUAAAUGUAUAAGCGAGUCUAAAACCACCGGAAAUGGCGGAAACAAAGAUAAAGAUGCAGAAAAUAUCUCAGAUAAAGAAGAUGAACGUAAGAGUACAGAGAAUAAUCAGAAAUUUGGCACAGAAGAAUCAAAAAGUCUCGAAGUUACAGAUAGGGAUGAGUCUUACAACAACUUAAACAGUAAAGACCAGCCCAGUUCACAACAAGUUUCUUCAAAUCAACAUUUGAGAACCGGUGAAAUUCCUCCAAACAGGCUCCCUCCGAGGAUUUCUCAGCAAAGUAUUGCUUGGAGCCUAAUACUUGUAAAAAAACCUUCAAACAUUUUGGAAGGAGUGGCAACUCUAAUAGAUUUACUUAUUGGUGUUUUAUUGAUCACAAUAUUUUUGCUUUCUAUCAGAUUGUUUUCUACCUUUAUAUUAUAG